Myripristis murdjan (pinecone soldierfish) is the source of this 5719-nucleotide messenger RNA. It is a transcript of the gene sv2ca, whose product is annotated as synaptic vesicle glycoprotein 2Ca. Gene Ontology annotation, molecular function: transmembrane transporter activity. Bases 45 to 2249 code for a protein of 734 amino acids. The transcript is spliced from 12 exons. Lineage: Eukaryota; Metazoa; Chordata; Actinopteri; Holocentriformes; Holocentridae. Gene Ontology annotation, cellular component: synaptic vesicle membrane. The record is from RefSeq and is a predicted model, not a curated record. Gene Ontology annotation, biological process: chemical synaptic transmission; transmembrane transport.
CCUGAGUCUCCUCCAACCUCCCCGUGAAGGCCAGUGGAGCCAGAAUGGAGGACACUUAUGAUAACAGGACUUCCCUAGUGAAGGGGGCCAAGGACAUGGCCAGAGAGGCCAAGCGGCACGCGGUGAAGAAAGUCAACAAGGUGGUGGACCGCGCCACAGACGAGUACUCAUCUCACCGCAACUACAGCCGCUUCCAGGAUGAGGAGGACGAUGACGGGGACUUCUACAGGAACCCCCCUAGGCAGGAUGGAGGAAGCUACCAUGACAAUGAGGAAGGAUCCAGUGAUGCCACAGAGGGCCAUGAUGAUGAGGAUGAGAUAUACGAGGGCGAGUACCAGGGGAUACCCUCGGCAGGAGAUGGGAAGCCCAGGGAGGGCCAGGUGGCUUUGGGGCAGCCGGUGUCGGACGCCAUGAGGGACCGUAAGGAGCUGGAGCAGGAGAGGCAGGCAGACGAGGAGGAGCUGGCCCAGCAGUAUGAGCUGAUCAUCCAGGAGUGCGGUCAUGGGAGGUUCCAGUGGCAGCUAUUCCUGGUUCUGGGGCUUGCACUCAUGUCUGAUGGGGUGGAGGUGUUUGUGGUGGGCUUCGUCCUGCCUAGUGCAGAGACUGAUAUGUGUGUACCCAACUCCAGCUCCGGAUGGCUAGGCAGUAUUGUGUACUUGGGCAUGAUGGCGGGGGCAUUCUUCUGGGGAGGAAUGGCUGACAAAGUGGGCCGCAGACAAUGCCUCCUCAUUUGUAUGUCCACAAAUGGCUUCUUUGCCUUCCUGUCGUCUUUUGUCCAGGGAUACGGCCUCUUCCUCGUGUGUCGUCUCAUCGCCGGCUUUGGGAUAGGGGGUGCCGUGCCCAUUGUUUUCUCAUACUUUGCAGAGGUGUUGUCCAGGGAGAAGAGGGGCGAACACCUCAGCUGGCUCUGCAUGUUCUGGAUGAUCGGAGAGAUCUAUGCAUCUGCCAUGGCCUGGGCCAUCAUACCGCAUUAUGGUUGGAGCUUCAGCAUGGGUUCAGCCUAUCAAUUUCAUAGCUGGAGGGUGUUUGUGGUGGUCUGUGCCCUUCCGUGUGUGUGUGCUGUGGUGGCCCUCACUUUCAUGCCCGAAAGUCCCAGGUUCUAUCUUGAGGUGGGGAAGCAUGACGAGGCUUGGAUGAUCCUCAAACAGAUCCACGACACCAACAUGCGAGCGCGUGGGCAACCGGAGAAAGUCUUCACUGUAAACAGGAUCAAGAUCCCAAAGCAGCUGGAUGAGCUGGUGGAAAUGGAGUCAGAGUCUGGAAACCCUGUCUCCAAGGUUCUCUUCAGGAUCAAGGCUGAAAUACAUGGGAUCUAUCUGAAUCUCAUGAAAUGUUUCAACUACCCAAUGCGAGAGAACAUGACGCGGCUCGCCAUAGUGUGGUUCACAUUGUCAUUUGGGUACUACGGCCUGUCGGUCUGGUUCCCUGAUGUCAUCAAACACCUUCAGGCAGAUGAGUAUGCAUCCAAAGUGAAGACCCACAACGGUGAACGCAUUGAGGACUUCACCUUUAAUUUCACUCUGGAAAACCAGAUACACACCAAUGGCCUCUUCAUCAAUGACAGGUUCAUCAGUAUGAAGAUGAAGUCAGUCACCUUCGUCGACUCGACUUUUCGUAACUGCAUCUUUGAUGAUGUGACAUCAGUGGGCUCCUUCUUCCGUAACUGUACUUUCAUUGGAGCAUUCUUCUUCAACACGGACAUUGAUGAUUCCAAGCUGAUUGACGGCACAGAGGUGAUCAACAGCACCUUCACUCACAACAAGACGGGCUGCCAGAUGACAUUCGAUGACGACUACAGUGCCUACUGGGUCUAUUUCAUCAACUUCCUGGGGACCCUGGCUGUCCUGCCUGGCAACAUUGUCUCUGCCCUUCUCAUGGACAAGAUUGGACGUUUGUCCAUGCUUGGUGGGUCCAUGGUCCUGUCAGGCAUCAGCUGUUUCUUCUUGUGGUUUGGCACCAGUGAAUCCAUGAUGAUCUUCAUGCUGUGCCUUUACAAUGGCCUGAGCAUCUCAGCCUGGAACUCCCUGGACGUUGUCACGACAGAGUCCUUCCCUACUGACAGGAGGGGAACAGGCUUUGGCUUCUGCAACGCUCUGUGUAAGCUGGCUGCAGUGCUGGGGAACCUGAUUUUUGGCUCUCUCGUUGGCAUCACCAAGGCCAUACCCAUCCUCAUGGCCUCGUCUGUGCUGGUUGGGGGAGGCCUGGUGGGUCUGCGGUUGCCUGACACCCGGGCUAACGUCCUUAUGUAAACACCAGCAUGGCACUCCUCCUUGGCUGUGGUAAAACCUAGAUAAAACCUGGCUUAAACCAAGAGGAAGAAGCCCAGGGAGUGUUGAGCAAGGAGUGCAAAGGGCUUGGUUCAUAAGUAUCUAAUACAAUCUCUCAGAUUUGGCUCAUGCACCUUCUUCAAGGUGUAAGGCAAAGUUUGAUCGCAAACCCACCUUUACAAUACAAUGCUGUGCAUUCUUUUACCACCAAACUGGACACAUUAGAAACAUUAGAUCACACAUAUGUCAAGAGUAGCCUCAGUCAUUUAGUGAAUGUAUUAUCAGAGGAUUUUCAGAGGAUUUAAAACACAUAUUCAUAAAGUUGCAGUGUUCCGAGGUUGCAGAAGUUUUUGGUGUUGAGACUUUGGUUGAGUUUUGCUCAGAGUGAGUGGUUACAGCUUUGUGUGGAGUCGCGGCAUGGCUGGAGCUCAAGCCUGUUAAUAUUGAUACAGUCUUAUUAAGACAAGCCAGAUGGAGAAGAAAGUGAAAAACAAGCUGUAAUGAGCCCAGCCAACCUGCUGUGUGACAACGGAGGGAAUAGAUGAUCAGACAGAGCGGACACACGACACAGCUGUAUGACAGCUGGCUUGCCCACACGACCCACAUGCACAGGACAUCCUGUACAACUAUUGAUAGUGAACACACACAGAAAGUCACACAUACCUUGUAUAUACACAGACUCGUAUCUUAGAAUAGACAGGCAUCAUAUGCACUUUCCUGCACUCACACUCGCAUAUAUACCCCUCUCUGUCUUUCAAACCGUUGUACAGAUAGACAAACACACAUCUCAUACGCACAGAAGACCCGGCUGCACUCAGUCCAGUAGAUCAUAAUGCACAAAUCUAUUUUUUCAGCAUGACUUUUGCUCAGGCGUUUCCAGCCUAUUUACAGUAGAUGGACACAGGACACCAAGCCCUUUGCAUUAUCUACCGAACCAAGAAUAAAAAAGGCCAUAUUGAAAAACUGUAUUUUGUUGUACCACUAAGUGUAUGGUAUGUUGAGUCUGGGGAUGUUAACUUUAUUUAUUGCUGUUAUUAUAAAGAUUGCAAUCAUGAAUUAUUCAUUUUGUCCAAAUGCUGUAAUUCCAGCUCUCCUUCCAUGUGUUGUAUUAUUGUACAAAGGCUCUCUGAGGAGGGCUCUCUCUGAUUUAGCAUUGUGUUGGGUCUCGCUUGUGGCAGUGACAUUGAUAUUGAGAUGUCAUACUGCUUCCUUUUCAAAAUUCUGAAUGGCCUUUUUUAAAUGUGCCUCUCCUUAACUGGAGCUUUCUCCCCAUAGUCAAGAGGUGUCCAAAGGUUAUAAGGAAUGGACGGGAAAUGGAUAGGAAGCAUAGAAAAAAUGAUCCUAGUGUGUUGGUGUCUAUAUGUGGAACUAUAUGUGGCCAAUAUACAGUAUUAUAUGAGGUGGUGAACUUAUUUUUUUGUGCUUUCCCAACCCUAAUCUCUUUCUGUUGGACAUAUGUGAUGUGGGAAAAAAAGAUUAUUCUGCUCUGAUUCUGAGAAAAGCCUUAUUCCAUCCUGAUAUUCACUCUUAUACCAUAAAUCACAAGCAAACAAGUAAUCAUAACGCUUUUUUUUAGCCUUUCAAAAGAAUCACUGACACAGUGAAUGCUUGGUGGGAAAUUGAAAUCCUUAGCCAAGUCAGUGUGACAUUACUGGCAUAGCCCUUGUCUCCAUGCAAUCAUAUUAAUUUGUUUAUUUAUUUAUUUAUUUUUUACAGUGAAUUUAAGCAUUUGUCCAAAAUAAGAAUAUAAUUGUGUGACAUACUAUGCAUUACUGCAAAGUAAUAAAGUAAACUGCAACCGCCUCCUUAGGAAGGGUAAUAGUUUGCACCUCUGACAAAAAUGUCUCUAAGGGGAACUUUUAGGCUUUGUUGAGUUCCCUGCUAUCUAAAAACCUCUGAACAACACACUGUGCUUCAGUGUUACCUUUCUAUAUUCACUCAUAAAUUACAUCUGCAUAGUUUUUUAUACAUGAAGCUUCCGAAACAAAUGCAAAAUUGAAUGAUAAGUUCGAGCUCUGUCAUUUGUCACUGAUGUCUAGACCAGGCUUUUUGCCCAAAAUGUGUCAUUAUUUCAUUUUCAGGACACAUUUAUGCUUACUUGUCAUAUAUCUAUCGUCCCGUGCCAGCAUCACAGUGUAUACCGCUAUAGAUAAUAUUCCUUUUUUUCAGGAUGUCAGAAUGCCACCCAGAUUUUAAGUUGGCACCAUAUUGGCACUGCUUAGAAAGUUUAACAAGCCAUUAGUUGUAUUCAUUUUCCAACUCUCAUAUAUUUUGUGCCUGCAGUUUGUAUUUUCUGUGGCUAACUGCCUGUGUUCUCCUGCAUUUCUCUGUAUUUGUGGUUAUCUGUGAUCGCAGCGUAGAGGUAGUGUGCCCUUGUACUGCAGCUGGCUUUCUCAAGGCUAUUCAGUGAAAAACCACAGGCUUCCAAGUGGUACAUAUGUGUAUAUUUCCUCGAACCUCAUCUUUUCCUCAGAUUUUGUAAAAAUCACUUGGUGAGAUUGGAUUAAGUGUGCUGCUAGUGUGCAACAGAUAUUUUUGACCAUAUGAUUUGACUAUUUUUGAAAUGAAAGUAUGGCAUACAAAUUCUAUGUAGAUGUGGUAGUACUGGCAGAUCAAAGCAAUGACAUUAGCCCAGUGUCAAACCAAAGCUGAGUCCUGUUGCUCCCUCGGUGGCGUUAUGCUGUCAGUAGGAUGCAAAAACAACACAGGGACUGCAUCCGUAUGGCUCUGGGUGUGUUUAAACCUUGCGUCUUAAUUAGGCAGAACUACUACCUGUUCUAUUUUAUUGAAGAGAAAUUAUAUAUUACUUGUUUUGUUUGAAGUAUCUGGGGUAUUGCUUAUAUGUACUGUAUUUGUGUGUGCUUGUGUGUGAGUGUGUGAGUGCGUGUAUACACACAAAUGUGGGCCUAUGUUUGCAUUCUCAUGUCUGUAAAUAGUGUACAUAACAAAGCUGAUAUUGGUGGACCUCUGGGUUAAACGUGUAAAAGCUCCUCGAUCGGCUCACGUGUCUCCUGCUUUGUCUAAGCGAUAAAUCCAUCCUGUGUAUCUCUGUUGUACAUCUCUUUGUGUCCUUGGCUUUACGCCCCAUGUCAUUCGCUACUGUGUGUGAAAACAAACUUGCAUGUGUGUAGGACAACUUCUGUUAUUUUGUGCUCAACUUUGUGUUUCUUAUUGUAAAUUCUUCUGGUAGAAAAUGAUGGCAAUAUUCUGAUUUUUGUUGAGGAAAAAAAAGUGAAUGUAUCACUCUUGUUGGGUUUUGUUCAUCCGUUUUAUGGAGGUAAACAAAUGUGUGUGGAGAAUAAAGUUGUGUAUAUUAUUGUGAAGGGCAUGCCAGUCAUAGGAUGGCUGUAUGUUCAAAGGUCCAUGAGUGUGAAAAUAUGUGAAGAUUAUAUAUUUGCCAAAUGAUGCCCUGUGAAUAAUCUUAAAAAUUCGGAAAGGCAGGGAUUGCAAAC